AUGGAGGACGACGCCAUGGCGGAUCACUUGGAGCCUAAUGACGACUCCGACUCCGAAACGCAUUUAGAACGUGUCGUGUCAGGGCAGCUGCAUGGCGAGGCGGGCAAACGGCGUGGCGACAUCACCCUCGCAGAGCUGCAGGAGCAGUUCGCCCGCCUCCAGCACGAGUUCGAAAUCUUCCAGGAGGGCAGGACACGCCCGCCAACCCGUUCACGCGAGCAUGUGUCAGCAGCGCCCGUCCCGCCGCCCCGGCAACGUUCCCCUAGAGCCGUCGGCAGAGCGGAUGGCGAGGCUGGGCGCGUACCCGCAGCCGACGGGCCGCGAUCCCAAUCGGUGCCGCCUGGCGGCCGGAUGCUGCGGAACCCCUCUCCCGCAGACGGCCGCCUGGACCAGAUGCGGGUACGUCAACCUUCGGCACAACCUCCGCCACGGGCAUCCCGACCGCCGCCAGGCAUAGCUGCGAACCCUGCAGCCGGGGCAGCUGCAAGUGCCCCGUCACGGCCACGACCGGUUUCGGAGCGUAGGCUUCCUUCGCCCCCGCCGCCGCAUCAUCCCCGCAGCGCCAGCAAGGCACCAUUUGACGGCCCCGGUGCCAGUCCUGCUGCGGGCCAUGGCAAGCCGCCGGCGGGCCGAGCGGAAAAGAAGCUCGUUAAGAAGAAGGUGGAGCGGCCGCCUUGGCGAGACGACUUUGCAGCGGACUCCUCACCGUGGUCCCGAGAGCUGGCGCAGGAGGAAGCGGCUGCAGCGGAAGCAGCCGCGACGGCGGCGGCAGACUCAGGAGCCGCGGUUGGCUGCAACGCCGGCGGCGGCAGUGGCAUGGCCAUCCCUCGGGCUCCGGACUCCGGACGAGGCCGCGGUGACAAGGAACGCGCGCAAAGGUGGCGAACCGGAGGCAGCAGCGACGGCGGUGGCCGUGACCGGUCGUCCUCUCCAGUACCCGCAGUAACACGAGCAGAGUCACCGGGGGCCCCGGACAAGGGCGUCCCGGCACAGGCGCGGCGGCGGCCACAGCCAGCUGCAGCCGCAAAUGCGCGCGCUGCAGCGGUUGCGGCCGCCAUGGAGGCGGGUCGUCAGCAGCAGAUGUUAGAGCAACACCAGCAGGGCACACGGCAGCAGCAGUCCAAGGGCGGCAUGCUGCUAGUCAUCCCCUCGGGGCCGGGCGCGGUCGCUGCUCAGCAGGGGAGCCCGCAGCCCGGGUCCGAGGUGCGGCGUAUCAGCCCCUGCCGAGCCAGCCAGAUCCCCACCUCCCCGUCACCGGGUUUGGACGUACGGCCACGCACACAGCAGAGCCGCAUCCCCACAUUCCCAAGUCCCCAGCGGCAACAGCAACAGCAACAUCAGCAGCUGGACGCGCAAGGUGACGGCGGACGGUGGCAGUCGGGCCCAGGCACCUCAGCUGCGCUCAACGGCAUCGCCGUAGCCGCCAUCGUCGACCGACUUGUAGUUGACAGCAGCGUGUCGUCCUCGUUCUCGUACGAUGACCCGCUGAGCACUUCGGCAGAGAGCAGCGCGCAAACGCCGCCCUCCAAUGCAUGCGGCAAUCCGCACCAGCAACGACGGCGACGGCAAUGGGAAGUCCCUGGCGGGGCCGCUGCGGGCAGCAGAGGGACAGCUGCCGCCGCCGUCGCUGGGGGCGACGCGAACCGGCGGGUGUCCUCUCCGGAAGCGGUGGCCGAUGCGGUCACUGCGCAGGCUGCUGCACGGCCGCCUCCCGCCGGCGCUGUAUCUCCGGCAGCAGUAGGCCGCGUAUACAACCCCACGCCGCCCUCCAGCCGGCCGCCCAGCCGCCCCGGCAGCCGCCCCGGCAGCCGGCCCACCAGCAGCACCGGCGAGGCGACCGCCGCCGGCGCCAUCCCCCCUUCAAUCGGCCACCAUCCUCCCCUCACGCCCAUGGCCUACACAGAGCAGGACGCCAGGCAACACUCCUCACCUGAGCGACCCACGGGUCAUCGUGUUUCCAGUGCAGGUGCCCGGCAUCCUCUCCAUGCGCGAGGCGGGGGGGAGUCUAUUAGUGAGGUCACAAUGCCGGACGUCACCUUCGCUGCUGGAUUUUCUGGAGGGGGCUGCACCGAGGACCAGACCUCGGUACGCCAGGCACCGCCACUGCAGGCUGCUGCUGCUGCUGCAGUGGAUGCAGCUCCUGGCGCCGCUGCUGGACUCACGCACGCUCCGGCCGCCAUCGCCCUAGUGGCGCCGGGGAUGCGGGCUGAUCUGAAUCUGCCGGAAGUUGUGCAUGGCGGCGGGGCCCCCGGGGUGAGCAAAACAGGCACGGCACGGGGCCCAGGUCCUGGCGGGCCUCGUGACAAGGAGGACUACUUUCGGAAGCUGUCGGCGCUAAAGCGAUCGGUGCCCAAUGACCCGCUGCGGCGAGUGACGGAGGAUGGUGGGAACCAAGCCGCGGCAGGGGCAGCAGCAGCCGGCAGUGGCGGUGGGGCUGGCUGUGGCAGCGCUGCGCAGUCACGGAAAUGGAUGGACCCGGGCACUGGGGACGCGUCUCUUUCUGCAGCCCCAAUGGACGCGGUGGGAUCUGCGCCGGCGGCAGUGCGUGCGGCGAGGAGCCGAAACCUUGCGGCCGAUGUGCUGGGUGGCAUCGCCAGGAGUAGCGGCGGCUGCGGUGACGCGGCGGAUGGCGGUGAAGACGUCUCCGGGGAUGCAGCGGCAGGGUGGAAGCCCCGGCCAGGCAAGGGCCGCAGUCAGCUGCAGCUGCAGCGCCUCGGCAGCGGUAGCAUGGGGGAUGUGACAGCGCCAGCGUCAGCGGGUCCCGCACUGGGCGGCGCUGCAGCCGCCGGGGGCCGCACCUCCGAGAGCGGUUACAGCGCCAGGGCUGCAUCCCAGGCGCCACAGUACAUGGCCUUUGCGGUACAGAACCCCGAGGUGGCCAUGGCGGCGGCGCAGGCCGCGAUAAACGCCAAUGGCAGCAGGGCGCGAGCCCGCUGGAACGUGCCGCCGCCGCUGCCGGAGGCGGUGGUGGCAACGGCGGUACAUCCUCCUGCCCCGCCGGGCUUUGUAGCAGCCGCCGCUGCCGCUGUUUCAAGCGCCUCCCCGCCACCGUGGGUGCAUUCGCACCAGCCGCCGGCGCCGCCACCACCGCCACCGCAGCAGCACCACCAGCUGGCGGCGGCCAUGGUAUCCUCCACCAGCACGGGUAGUACGGCAGUGCCGCUGGUGUGCUCACCAGGCCAGGCGCCGCAGCCCAACCUGGGGGCCAUGCACAGCUUGGGGGACAACCAUCACGACCUGCGCCGCGCCAACUCAGAAGGGCCGCGCCUGUCCCACGGCAGGGACGCAGGGUCGGGGAUGCUGGAAAUGGCGCCACCGUCGGGCGCCCUACCCACCAGUGCGCCCUCUGGACCUGGACCUGGGGGCCUCGGGGGCCUGCCCCCACCGCCGGGCGGCCCGUAUUACGUAGGAGCGGGUCACCUGCCGCCACCUCAGGGGCCCAUAAUGCAGGGGCUGUUUCCUGUUGGCAGCAAUGUCGGGGCGAUGAACGAGGGAGCGCUGGACGGCAGCGGCCGGCUGCCAGGGUUCGGCCCAGCUGGCGGCCCCUAUACCUCACCGCUGCAGCAUAUCCGACCCGCCAUGGUCCCGCCAGGCGAGAUGUGGGCGGGUGGGCCCGGAGCGGGCCCAGGCCCUCCUCCCCACAUGCACAUGGCCGGCUUCCCGCCACCACCACAUCCACCGCCCCACUGGAAUGGCUACGGCUACGGACAGGGCGGUGGCAGGCCUCCUGGGUACCUGGGACCCGGGGCCGCAUUGCCCGGAACGCUGGAGGGGCACGGACCCCUGGCUCACACCGGGCCCAUUGCCGACCCAUACAAGCCGCAGCUCUUCAAGCGCAACUCGAAUGGCCACUACGAUGGCUUUGGCGGUGCCGGCUUGGGUUACGCUUCCGCACCGCCCGGCGCUUCAGGCGCUGGACCCAGCUACAGCUCUGGUGGCGGCGCCGCGGCCAGUCCCGACCUGCCCGACUACUUGCGUGUUUCCAUGUCCCGUAUGGUGGCUGGUUGGUCAGCGCCCAACGCUAAGCAUGGUGCGCUGUCCGGCUUCAAUGACGUGUGGCAGCACCGAAACAACAGCCGGCCGCCAGCGGGACCAGGCAUGGCGGUGCACGGCAGCGGUGGGGUUCCCGGUCCGGGGCCCUCCGGGGUGCCUGAUGGCGGGGCGCCGGUUAGAGGCCCGAGCAGCGGCGGUGGAGGUGGGGGCGGAGGCCGUGAGACCGGAUUUGAGGGGCUGUCCCUCGAGGCGGUGCUGGCGAGCAAGCCCAAGAAGGAGAUGCCUAAUUUCACUAAGAAGACCUAG
Molecule: messenger RNA, 4299 nt
Organism: Volvox carteri f. nagariensis
Lineage: Eukaryota; Viridiplantae; Chlorophyta; Chlorophyceae; Chlamydomonadales; Volvocaceae
Exons: 6
Coding region: 1-4299 (1432 amino acids)
Source: RefSeq, a predicted model, not a curated record